Spodoptera litura is the source of this 2269-nucleotide messenger RNA. RefSeq names its product DNA-binding protein D-ETS-4. Gene Ontology annotation, biological process: cell differentiation; regulation of transcription by RNA polymerase II. Gene Ontology annotation, molecular function: sequence-specific DNA binding; DNA-binding transcription factor activity, RNA polymerase II-specific. The record is from RefSeq and is a predicted model, not a curated record. Gene Ontology annotation, cellular component: nucleus. NCBI's taxonomy places the organism in Eukaryota, Metazoa, Arthropoda, Insecta, Lepidoptera, Noctuidae.
UAAGAAAAUAAUAGUGAUACAUAUCGCUGCGGUUAAAUAAUAACGAUUAUUUUAUGGUUAUUUUUAAUUAUUAUUUUUCACAUUGAUUAGGAAGUGAUUUUUAAUAAUAUUUAAAUACUGAUAGUAUUCUUUGUUGGUUGGUUUAUGGACUUGUUUUAAAGAAAAAUCGUAAUAAUGGUGUCUGUUGGGGAUUAUUACUGGAGAAACUACGGGGGAUCUUACUAUCUGGCUCAGGAUUAUCAGAUGCCACAAACAGUGCCCCGGUCCGGGUGCAGCCCGCCGUCGGCUUCUCAAGGCGAGAGAGCGGUCCCCGGUUCCCCCGCUGAUCUACAACAUCUUCUGCGCCUGCUCGGCGCUGCAUCCCCUCCAGAACCGAUGCUUCACUCUCCCCCAAACCCACACAACAAACCACCCCCACCCUAUCCAGAAGAUAACACAAACAACGUUUUCUUGGAACGCCUAUACGACUUUGAGGGUUACCCUACUCCCUCGCCAUCUUCAGACGAAGGUUCAAUUCCAGCAGUCACCCUGCAGCCUUCAUCGCCCUACAGUUCUCUUCAGUACUCUCCACAAGUGUACAUCAAAGAAGAACCUAACAGACUUGCCGUGCCCGGAUUUGCCUCCCCCUAUCCCUUAUCUCCGUCAGGAUCGUGCGUAUCAUACGGAAGUCACAAUCAAUACUCAUCACCAGUCCCACAACACGAGGAAUACAUAGAUAUAGAAGAACUUCUAAAAGAAAAUCAGAUUUUACAAGAAAGUGUACAACACAGUUACAUCACACCUAAAAUCGAAGUUGAAGAGCCAAGAGAUCACAUUCUGCUGCGAUCAGCACUAGAAGACACAUCUUUUCAGAAGAGAUUAAAUCUCAGACCAAUUCCUUUAGAAUUGGGAAGUGUGAAAAUGGAAGAGAGCAGUGGAGGCGACGAUUCUCUAGUGGCACCAGACAUCGAUCGAGUUCUCAGCAUGGCCAUCGAACAGACCAAGAGAGACGUAGACAACACAUGCACAGUACUUGGAAUCUCACCAGAUCCAAUGCAGUGGAGCACUGGGGACGUGAAGUCAUGGGUGAUGUUCACGUUGCAACAUUACAACCUGCCAAUGGUACCCAUGGAAAACUUCACAAUGGAUGGCGCAGCGCUUGUAGCACUAACAGAAGAAGAAUUCAACCACAGAGCACCUCAGGCGGGAAGUACGUUGUACGCUCAGUUAGAGAUCUGGAGAACAUCACAGGGGUCUGAUCAUCAGCAGUUAUCAGCUUCACCGAUUCCAACACCAGCAGGAUUACCGUCUGCCGACGACAUGAGUGAUGGGUUGGCAAAGAAUCAAGAUUUAGCAACGGAUAAGAUAGAUGAGGACUCAGAGUCAGCGGGUACGAGUGCGACUGUUGGAGGCGGUAAAGCAAAGACUGGAAGCACACAUAUACACCUGUGGCAGUUUCUGAAGGAACUCCUUGCAUCUCCUCAUGUACACGGUUCAGCAAUACGGUGGUUAGACCGAAGUAACGGUGUGUUCAAGAUUGAGGAUUCAGUGCGUGUCGCCAGACUGUGGGGCAAAAGAAAGAACAGGCCUGCUAUGAACUACGACAAACUGUCCAGGAGCAUCAGACAAUACUACAAGAAGGGCAUCAUGAAGAAAACGGAGAGGAGCCAAAGACUCGUCUACCAGUUCUGUCAUCCGUAUUGCUUAUAAAUACUCUUUAGUUUAUAAGUAAUGUAAAUAAUUUAUUAACGUUGUAUAUAAGGGUGUGUGAGAGCCGCGGUAAUGCGGACGGUACGAUGACUGGCUUCGUUUUGCGGCUAAAUCGCAAAUCGCAGCGCAGUCGCCGAGUUUGUUGACAGCCGAAUUUUCUACGGUCCUUUGUAUCGACGUGUGUCGUGAGGCCGAGAAUUAAUAGGCGUCUUGUACACUAUCCCUCCAUAAAAUUCGGGAAAGGUAAUUUUCUCUGGAAUUCUAUUGGAUGGGACUAUUUGCUGUGUUAUGUUUUAGUUUUACCAGCGACUAGACUUACGAUCUGAUAGUUGUCGAGUUAACGUAAGGUCGUUUUCGUCGAAAGUUGGUAAUGUUUAUCCCAUAUAUCUAUGAUAUAUUUCUAGUACGUUCUAUGAACUUUUAGUUAGUUAUGUGUUCUGUAAAUAAUAAGGAAAAUGUGCCCUCUAUUGUUCGGUACUUAUAGUGAUUUAAAAGAGAUUAUUCUCGUUGUAAGGUUUAUAAAAAUGUUGAAUAUUUUUGUAUGAAAUAUUAAAACAAAGAAAAAAUAAAUGUCAAUGUA